Molecule: messenger RNA, 1140 nt
Organism: Hyaena hyaena (striped hyena)
Lineage: Eukaryota; Metazoa; Chordata; Mammalia; Carnivora; Hyaenidae
Product: proline-rich protein 2-like
Exons: 2
Coding region: 1-1140 (379 amino acids)
Source: RefSeq, a predicted model, not a curated record
AUGAUGCCCCUCAGGGUUGACCUGCUUCCAGGGGACCCGACCGGUUCUCCGGGGACCCAGCCCACUAUAGACACCGGGACCGGAACCACUUUUGGGGGGCCUAACUCGCCCCUGGGGAGCCCGACCUGCUCCCGGGGACCUGACCUGUUCCUGGGGGACCCGCCCCACCCCGGGGCCUGCCGUCCACACACGCAGGGGCCCGGCCCACCCCGGGGCCUGCCGUCCACACACGCAGUGACCCGACCGACUCCGGGGCCUGCCGUCCACACACGCAGGGGCCCGGCCCACCCCGGGGCCUGCCGUCCACACACGCAGGGGCCCGACCCACCCCGGGGGUACCCGACCCACCUCGGGAGGCGCAGCCGGCGGCGUCCCCGCGGGGGGCCCGGCCGCGCCCGCCAGAACGUCGGGGGCGCUCCCGGCCGGCCUGUGCCCGCUGUGCCCGCUGUGCCCGCUGUGCCCGCUGUGGCGGGACGAGUGCAGCAGAAAUUGGGGAAGGUGGAAAACCGCUCCAUCGCCCCUGGCGCCGCGCCCGCGGGAGCUCACAGGGCAGCAAAGCUCUGGGCCCCGCCCUUGGGGGGGGGGGUGCUGCUUCAGGGCCUCGGCAGGAACGUGGCGUGGAAGCAGGUUCCCGACAAACAGCGCCAGCGAGCGCUCACCGCCACCAGACACAGGCGACAGGCCACAGGCCGCCUCCGUCCCCCGGCGCACUGCCUCCGGCCAGUCACGGCGUCCUCGGGAAGCCCCGGUCUGCGACUGGUCACGUCAGAACGAGAAACGAGGCUUCUUCCCACCUCGACUCCCAUCAGUCAACACGGAGGGAGGAAGCCCCGCAACCCUCCCCCGCGGGGGCGUCAGCCGCCUCAAGCCUUCCGGCCCCGACCUCGCCUGCUGGGGGCGGCGGGUGUGCAGUCUCGCUCUUCGCUAUUCAGUGUCACGCGUGCCCCUCCGUGUUCGGGGGACCAGGGCCGUCGGGCGUCCGCAGGGACAUCCCGGGACGCCGGGUUUCUGCCAGCACGGCUGCUGCCGCUGUCGGGAGCAGGCGCGGGCGACGUGGAGCCCCGGACACGGCCGGGUGCCAGCGGGCGGCGCAGGGACCGGCGCGCCCCCGGGGUGCCGACGCCCCCCGGGAGGCGGUGA